Messenger RNA from Betta splendens (Siamese fighting fish), 2401 nucleotides. RefSeq names its product heparan sulfate 6-O-sulfotransferase 2 (gene hs6st2). Gene Ontology annotation, cellular component: membrane. The coding region runs from base 365 to 1768 and encodes 467 amino acids. The record is from RefSeq and is a predicted model, not a curated record. The transcript has 2 exons. Gene Ontology annotation, molecular function: heparan sulfate 6-sulfotransferase activity. NCBI's taxonomy places the organism in Eukaryota, Metazoa, Chordata, Actinopteri, Anabantiformes, Osphronemidae.
UUCAGCGCAGAGGCUGCUGGGAAGAGAAAGGUCAAGAAUCGGUGGCUGGUGGAGACGCUGAUUUACUGCUGUAACAAAGGGUAUUGCUGUGUAGAACUAAUUAAUGAUGCGGGGGAAAUUCCGCUAUUUCAAGAAAUAUAUGUACGCAUUGGUAUGUAUAAAAUAGUAAAUGUUAGAUUAGGAUCUUCUCCGUUUUAUCGCGGUUCAAUGAACUCUCGGGCUAGCUAAUGUUAGCUGGCUAGUAGCCGCAUUGUUAUUGUUUUCGCUCUACUUGGCGGCUAUAUAAACACUGCGCCUCGAGUUUCCCCGGCCAAGGCAGGGGUCUGAACUGCCAGAGGGAUGUUUUUUUGUACGUCCCGGGAAGAUGGAUGAGAGAUCCAGCAAUAGCAGCAGCCACCAUCGGCUCCUAAUACUGCUGCUCAUGGUGCUGCUCUUUGGCGUCAUUAUGAUCCAGUACGUAUGCCCGAGCAGGUCUGAGUGCCAUAUGCUGCGCCAGAUGGGAUCCUGGUUGAAAGUCGGCAGCGCAACUGGUUCCCAGGGAAGUGGAAAUGACAUCCAGGAGGGUCAGAAGGACCCCUACAUCGCCGAAGACGGUGCCCUGGUGCGAUUUAUUCCUCGCUUCAACUUCACGAAAGCCGACUUGAAUCGCGUUGUAGACUUCAACAUCAAAGGAGACGAUGUAAUAGUGUUCUUGCACAUUCAAAAAACGGGCGGCACGACGUUUGGUCGCCACCUGGUGCGGAAUAUUCAGCUGGAGAGGCCCUGCGAGUGUCACGCAGGCCAAAAGAAGUGUACCUGUUAUCGGCCAGGUAAAAAGGAAACCUGGCUGUUCUCCCGGUUUUCCACCGGUUGGAGCUGUGGCCUUCAUGCGGACUGGACUGAGUUAACCCGCUGCGUCCCGUCACGCAUGGACUCAAGAGAGGCUCAGAGGCAGCCCAGUAGGAAUUAUUAUUAUAUAACCAUCUUAAGAGACCCAGUAUCACGCUACCUGAGCGAAUGGCGUCACGUGCAGCGUGGGGCCACAUGGAAAGCCUCCUUACACGUAUGUGAUGGACGUUCACCAACGCUGUCUGAGUUGCCAAGCUGCUACUCUGGAGACGACUGGUCAGGCUGCUCCCUGCGGGAGUUCAUGGACUGCCCCUACAACCUGGCCAACAACCGGCAGAGCCGCAUGCUGGCUGACCUCAGCCUGGUCGGUUGCUACAACGUGUCUGCCAUGAAUGAGGAUGAGCGCUGGGCAGUACUUCUUGAGAGUGCUAAACGUAACCUAAGGGGCAUGGCUUUCUUUGGGCUGACGGAGUACCAGCGUAAGACCCAGUAUCUAUUUGAGCGAACCUUCCACUUGGAGUUCAUUGCACCCUUCACUCAGCUCAAUGGCACACGAGCCUCCAGUGUUGAGGUCCCUUCGGAGACUCAACACAGAAUCCGCCAGCUAAACCGAUGGGAUGUAGAGCUGUACGAAUAUGCCCGUGACCUUUUUCUGCAGCGUUUCCAGGUGGCAAGACAGCAGGAGCGCAGGCAGGCCAGGGAGAGGCGGCAGCAGGAGAGGAGGCGACUACGUGGAAGGCUCGCAACAAAGCAAGCGAAGCAGCUGAAGCCCACAGAACCACUGCACCAGCCCGGAAGCCAGUUUGUAGUAACUGAGCAGCAACCGAGAGAAAAGGCUGAUGGAGACAGCGUAGAGACAGAUGUGCUGCUCCCAGACUGGUGGGAUCUGGACGAAAACAGCACCAUGGAGGACUACAUAGACAAUGUGGAGCAGUGGUAAAGAUGUCUUAACACAGUGUGCCAAGUCCUGCCUUCUCUCUUGUUAACAAAUCCAAGUUCUUUUCAAUGUGUUCCUUCCACUAAAUCUUCUUUUCUUAUGAACACUUUGAAAUGACACUUAUUUAUUGAUGCUGAUUGUAUUUCUUUGUCACAACUGACUUUAAUAAUGAACAGACGCUCCUUAUAUACAUUAAAUCCCCCUUGAUGCUUCAGCAUAAAAUUUAAACCACCAGGCAAAUUUAUUGCUGCAGCUGCUGCAGUACGUGUUUUCCUGGUUUAGCUGACACACUACAACGCUCACACAAGCCUUCUAGUCUAUUCUCUGGGCUUUUGAACACCAUGUAGCUUAAAAUGAACAGAUGUUUUAUUUUUUUCUGUUAAAUUGAGCAGUAUAAUACUUGUUUCCACAAAAGGGUACUGUUUGUGAUUAACAAUCUAUAUGUUUGCCAAAUUGUUGUCCUGUCUGUAAUGCAUACAUUACAAAAUGUAUCAGUUUUAAGUGUCUUUUAAGUAAAAAAAAACGGGGGUUUGAUCCAAAUACAUACCUCAAUGAGUUGCAUUAACUGAUAAUCUUGUAAAAAAUUGUUGAAUGUGUCUCAAGUCUCAGUUUUAUAUAAAAAUGAUUUUACAUAUA